Messenger RNA from Myotis lucifugus (little brown bat), 867 nucleotides. Its product is annotated as poly [ADP-ribose] polymerase 8-like. The transcript has 5 exons. NCBI's taxonomy places the organism in Eukaryota, Metazoa, Chordata, Mammalia, Chiroptera, Vespertilionidae. Bases 23 to 541 code for a protein of 172 amino acids. The record is from RefSeq and is a predicted model, not a curated record.
UUAGAACAACAGUGUGUGCUUCAUGAGUGUUAGAGGUGAUGUGGAUAUAACUUUAUACUUUUAUAAAGGAUGUACUUUUUCAAGUUACUAUGCCUUUAAUUGUCUAUACUUCUUUGCAGAUAAUACCUACGUGUCAAGUUCAGAAAAUGAUGAAGAUGUGUUAGUUACCACAGAGCCAAUUCCAGUAAUUUUUCACCGAAUAGCAACAGAAUUAAGGAAAACAAAUGACAUUAACUGUUGCUUAUCCAUAAAAUCCAAAUUACAGAAGGAAAAUGGGGAGGAGUCGAGACAAAAUAGUGCAGUGGAAGAAGACUCGGAAGGGGAUAACGACUCUGAGGAGUUCUAUUAUGGAGGACAGGUGAACUACGACGGGGAGCUGCACAAGCACCCGCAGCUCGAGGCCGACCUGUCGGCGGUCCGGGAGAUCUACGGGCCGCACGCGGUUUCUCUCAGGCCAUGUUCUCGCCUGCUCCAGAUUUCCUCUAGAUUCUCUCCAGCUCCAGAGGGUGUUUCCAGAAUAAACAGCCUCCCAGAGGCCUGAUGACGUGCAGGUGACUCCGCAGGAUGAGUGUGAUUUGCUCAGAUGAGAAGGGAUGUAACCGUCUGGUCCCAGACACUGAGGGCUGGACACGUGGGAAGGGGAGGGUCAGGCCUCAGGUCUGGGCCCAUCUUCUUUGCGAGGUUCCGAGUCUAUUGAACACAAGCUGUUCUAAUGAGCUGUUCUUUCACUUAAUUGAGGUUUAUAAGAACUUAAUGGAGUUUGAAGAGCAAAAGUACCUCAAUAUGCAUAAUAGGCUAUUUGGUGUCUUUUUUUUUUUUUUUUAAUGCGACAUCUAAUGAGGGGCAGCUAAGCACCUCUGAGUUCUC